This is a messenger RNA of Linderina pennispora, 1488 nucleotides long. RefSeq lists its product as uncharacterized. The record is from RefSeq and is a predicted model, not a curated record. Gene Ontology annotation, cellular component: actin cortical patch; mating projection tip; medial cortex. The coding region runs from base 1 to 1488 and encodes 495 amino acids. Lineage: Eukaryota; Fungi; Kickxellomycota; Kickxellomycetes; Kickxellales; Kickxellaceae. Gene Ontology annotation, biological process: actin cortical patch localization; plasma membrane tubulation; endocytosis. The transcript has a single exon. Gene Ontology annotation, molecular function: lipid binding; protein binding.
AUGAGCUGGAAGGGUUUCAAGAAGGCGCUAGAGCGCAUGCCCCACCAGCUACAGAACAAGAUAGGCCGCGGCACGAAGACAGUGGACACCGAGUAUGACGACCUGAAGCUGCGGUUCAUCGACCUGGAGACAGUGGCCAAGACGCUGUUUCUGCAGGCAGCGCAGUUCCGCGAUAGCAUCCGCGCUACGCUGGUGUACCAGAUAGCGUUCCUGGAGCAGAUCCUGGCCAGCUACCGGCCAAUUACCACCGACCCUGAAGGCGUAGCCCAGCCCAUGGGCAGCUACAUCGACGAGGGGGCGUCACCAGAGCUGCUGCAUGUGGCCGAGGAGUUCCGCAGCCGCGUCACAGCCAUCAAGACCAGCGUUGACCCGCAACUGGAGACGCUGGACAUGUCUGUGGUGGGCCCGGUGCAGGAGAUGCUGGCCAUGAUGAAGAACGUGCGCCGUGUGAUGCAGAAGCGCGACCACAAGAUGGUAGAUUUCGACCGCUACCGUGCCCAGGUUGAGAAGCACGAGGCAAAGGAGGGGCUCGAGGGACAGCGCAGCCUGCCCGACCAGCAGAGCUACGAAAAGUACAGCGCCCAGUACCAGGAGGCCUCGCGGCAGUACAACUACUACAACGACAUGCUCAAGGCCGAGUUGUCUCAGCUGCUGGAUCUGCGCCAGGCAUUCAUGGACCCGGUCUUCCUCAAGUUCUUCCGCAUCCAGCACCAGCUCUACACGCAGCUGCUUGUCGAGAUGUCGGCCGCCGCCCGCAACUGCCCUGCGUUCGACCUAACCACGCCUGUUGUGGUUGGGUGGCAGCAAAAGUGGCCCCGUGCCGAGCAGACCAUGGGGUCCAUUGACCUGUGGAGCCAGGGCUUUAUGAAUGUCGAGCCGUACAAGCUUGACGAAAAGCCCAAGGGCUUUGUUGGCUCGCUGAAGGGCACCUUCCGCAAGAAGGAGAAGUCGGCCACCCCCACCGCAUCGAGCAUGUUUGCUGGCGGAGCGCCUGCCUAUGGCUCCUCGCCGCCACCAGCCGGCACCUCUACUGGCCACGACUCGCCCUACAGCUCCCACAGUGGCAACGCACCGCCGCCUAACGAGAAGCCGCAGGGGUGGGGCGGUGGCCCAUCACCCUAUGCAUCGCCGGCGUACCAGGCCCCACCGGGGGAGAAGCUGCCUGCUGCUGGCGCUGCUGCUUCGCCCAGCCAUAUGCCUCCACCGGCCUAUGACUCGCUGGCUGCUCCGAAUCCGUAUGCCCAGGCUCCGCCGCCCGAAAAGGCUCCACCCGCCUCCAUGCAGCUGCCAGUCCCCCGCCCGGGGCCUCGCCCCCAGUUCGUGGUGGCUAUCUAUGACUACGCCGCGCAGGCCGAAGGCGACUUGAGUUUCCGUGAGGGCGACCGCAUAGAGCUGGUGCAGCGCACCGCGGCCAAGGAUGACUGGUGGACAGGCCGUCUGAACGGUGUAACCGGCGUUUUCCCCGGCACAUACGUGACUGAUCCGUAG